GCACGCGACUGGGUACAACCCCCAGCGGUGCUCAUGGAAAGCGACUCGGAGCCAGAUCUGGCAUUGCCAGCGCCUCGGGAGAGCAGAUUCAAGGCGCUGGUGCCCUUGGCUCUGGCGUGCCUGGCGUGCCUGGCGGUGCUGGGGCUCCUCGCGCGGUCAACAGAGACGCGCGCGGAGGUGAAGGUCGAGCACGCCUUGCGGGGGGUGGUGCAAGAAUGGGCGCCCACGCGGCCGGAGGAGGUGCUGCCUAUGGAGCAGUGGGCCAAGGUCUUCAAGGUGGACGAUCUCAACAGCAGCACAGCCCAGCGGAGGUAUUAUCAGUACUCCCACCACCCUAUCUUCAUCCAAAAGAAGGCCUGGAUGGAGGACCAGAUGAGCUGGCAGAUUGCCCGGGAGUGCCCCCCCUUGUCCAUCGGCAUCGACUUGGUGCUGGACAAAGCCAUGCCCGCCAUUCGCGAUGUGCCCUCGCCCUCAGACUGCCAGAAGGCAUGCACUGAGACGCCGGAGUGCCUGGCCUUUGCGUGGGUAAGGAGUGGGAAUCUGACCAGGACCUGCUUCAGGAAGACCUCGGCAACAAUGUUGAGCAUGCCUACGCAGGUGCCUAAGGACAGCUUCGUGAGCGGCCGGCCCUGCUUGCGAGAGAACCGUACCGAGAUGCGCUUUCCCACGAAGGAGCUGGAGCAGUUCAAGUUGCCCUCGCCGCCCCCGGCGCCGCCGCGGCCCCGGGGCGCGGCGCGGAUGCUGUGCCUGGCGGUGUGCCUGCCCUUCACGCAGGAGCAGGAUCUCCUCGUCAUGCAGUACCGUUUUGGCACCCACAUUUUUGCGUGCGACAACUACGCCAUCUACAGCUCCUUGCUGCUGGAGCUGGUGCCAGGGGUGUUUACCCGGAGGGUGAACAGCACGCUGCUGGGAGAGCUCGGUGGGCCUUACAUGACGGUUCUGAACUUGGCUGCGUUCAUGGCCGUUUGGAAGCAGGUUCUUGCGGACGGAGAGUAUCUCCACCACGACUGGAUCCUGAAGGUGGACCCUGACACGGUCUUCCUGGUGGACCGGCUGCGGCCCAUCCUGCAGGAGCAUGGCCGGGUGCUGGGCCAGUCCGGGGCCUAUUUGAAUAACUGCGACAUGGGCCUCCACGGGCCUUUGGAGAUCUUCUCCCGGCAAGCGCUGAACACCUUCUUCGAGAGCUCCGAGUAUUGCGCCAAGCAGCUGGAUGGGGGCAAGGAAUGCAAGAAGGACUGCUCAGCGUUCUGGGACCCCAACUACCGCGAGCGAUGCAAUGGGCCCUGCACGCUGUGGUGGGGAGAGGAUAUUUGGGUAGACCAAUGCCUCAUGCGCUUCACCGAGGUGGCUCGAGUCUACGACCCCCGGCUGUUGACGGAGGAGCACUGCCAUCCCCAGUCUGGCUGGCGGAACUGCAAGGACCCAAGCUCGGUGGCCUUCCACCCUUUCAAGACCCCCCAGGAGUAUAAGACCUGCUUCGAGUCUGCCACGGGGCAUGAGCUGAUUGCGUAGGCAAUCUCUCUGCGCACAGCUUCCACCAAUUCGUCUGAGAGCAGCGCAGACAAAACCUCCGCGACUGUUGGUCAUGGGCGGUUCUAGCUGGUUUCAUGGGCAGCUAGGCUUUACAAACCAUGCCGCUAGAACCAAAUGUCGAUGCGUUUUGGGCGCUGAGAUGAAUUGAGUUGAAAGACCGUUCCCGACUUUUGGUGUCCGUUCGGUACUAGACCUGAUUUACUUGUGA
Molecule: messenger RNA, 1741 nt
Organism: Effrenium voratum
Lineage: Eukaryota; Dinophyceae; Suessiales; Symbiodiniaceae
Source: the annotation of a GenBank genome assembly